Musa acuminata AAA Group (dessert banana) is the source of this 1231-nucleotide messenger RNA. RefSeq names its product GATA transcription factor 2-like. The record is from RefSeq and is a predicted model, not a curated record. Gene Ontology annotation, cellular component: nucleus. NCBI's taxonomy places the organism in Eukaryota, Viridiplantae, Streptophyta, Magnoliopsida, Zingiberales, Musaceae. Bases 149 to 1111 code for a protein of 320 amino acids. Gene Ontology annotation, biological process: regulation of DNA-templated transcription; cell differentiation. The transcript is spliced from 2 exons. Gene Ontology annotation, molecular function: sequence-specific DNA binding; zinc ion binding.
UUAAUCCACGUUGGCGUCGGUGUCUUCCAUAAUGCAAGUGCUUUAUUGCUUCCCCCCAGUCUGUGUUUCGCUACCACAACCAGCUUAACUAUUUCUCGUCGCUUGUUGCUGUAGGAGAGAAGGGAAUUCUCCUCUUUUGCUGGCAUGAAUGGCGCGGAAGCAAACGAUGACGCUGGAUAUGGACUUCGGAAUGAGAACGCCAGCUUCCUCCUACUCUGCUUCAUUAGCUACCGUUGCACCGCAGCAAGAUGCUGCUGCUCCAGCUUAUCCUUACGGCCUGCCACCCGCCGUUGACGCUCUCCGCGUCACCGACGUCCUCGACUUCUCCGGCCGCGAUCUCUUCCCCUCAGCUUUUGGUGCUGACACCCAAUUCUUUACUGCCGGUGGAACCGCAGAAACAGACUCAUCUUUCGACCUCUACGUUCCGAGCGAAGAGGCGGCGGAGCUGGAAUGGCUGUCGCAGUUCGUGGAGGACUCUUUCUCUGACGUCCCUUACCAGUACACCGGCCUUACGACCCCCGCCAGCGACAAGCAGCUCUUAGUGGACCAACGCAUUGCCGGUGACAACCAGCUAGGCGUGGACCAAUGCGUUGCACGUUGCGCAGCGAGAAGCAAGCGGUCCAGGAGCAGCAAUCCUACCACGGUUUGGUCCUCGUUAACGCCACCACCGCAGUCCUCGCCGUCGUCCUCGUCCUCGUCCUCGUCUGAUUUCCCACCUUCCCAACCUGAUUCCAUCGGUAUUAAGUGUAUUAGCAACAGAGGAAGUGGCAGUAAUGGCGGUAGUGGAGGAAAGAAAAGCGGAUGGGGCGUCGGAGCGGCGGGCGGAGUGCGACGGUGCAUGCACUGCGCAUCGGAGAAGACGCCGCAGUGGCGGACGGGGCCGCUGGGGCCGAAGACGCUGUGCAACGCGUGCGGGGUGAGGUACAAGUCCGGGCGGCUCCUGCCGGAGUACCGACCGGCGGCCAGCCCAGCCUUCGUGCUCACCCAGCACUCCAACUCCCAUCGCAAGGUCAUGGAGAUCCGCCGCCAGAAGGAGCUCCUCCUCCGCCAUCACAAGAACCAACCGCCCGCCUCUGCGGCUGCCGCUGCCAAUAGGCCAGAGCCCCUAUAAAAAGCUCAUUUUUGCAGGAUCACAACUUCCAUUACUGUAUUUCCUUUCCCUUUGCAAAAAUACCAAAAUGCCUUUAUUGUAGAAAAUAAAAAGUUUCUACCGAAUCUACUUUGAACUGAA